AUGGCUGUUCCCGUGUUCUCCGGCCCCGUGAACGGUACAGCGUUCGCUGGACUUAGUCGAAACGCACGGAGCAUUCUAGAGCGAGCCACUCCUGGUGCACCGCAUUGGGUUGUGUAUGCUGAUGCUUAUACGCCGGGAGUUACUGGACCACCAGCAGUGUCUGAAGUCAAGGACUUCAACGUCUUUGCACUUUCUUUUCUUCUUAUAGAAGGGGCAUGGGAUAAGGCAAAUUACCUCGCGUUGUACACGCCGGCCUACGAAUGGACAACGCUCACAAGUUCUGAGAGAUCGGCUGUUAAAUCAGAGUAUGCCGCCGCUGGCAUCUCUCUUAUAGUGUCUGCCUUUGGUUCGACCGAUGUUCCAACUACUACGGGGGCAGAUCCGGUCGCGACUGCCAAUACCAUGGCUGCAUGGGUCAUUGAGUAUGACCUGGAUGGCAUAGAUAUUGAUUACGAAGACUUUGACGCCAUGGACUCAGGUACAGCCGAGGCCUGGUUGACGAGUUUCACCACCCAGCUGCGGGUGAAUCUUCCUCUGGGUUCCUACAUCAUCUCUCAUGCUCCUGUUGCUCCCUGGUUCACGCCGACCUAUUAUCCUGGAGGCGGGUACUUGAAAGUACACGCGAACGUCGGAAGCUUGAUUGAUUGGUAUAACGUUCAAUUUUAUAACCAGGGAUCCACUGAAUACACCACCUGCAGCGGGUUACUGACUACUUCGUCUUCGACAUGGCCCCAAACCGCCUUAUUCCAGAUCGCUAACAGUGGUGUCCCUCUUGCGAAAUUAGUCAUCGGAAAACCAGCGACGGCUAGCGAUGCAAGCAGUGGUUAUAUGAAUAUUUCAACUCUAGCAACUUGCUUACAGACCGCGAAGGAUCAAGGAUGGAAUGGCGGCGCAAUGGUGUGGGAGUAUCCUGACGCCGGAGAAUCUUGGAUCGCUGCCGUUCGGUCUCUUUCUUGGCCUGUAUAA
Molecule: messenger RNA, 966 nt
Organism: Guyanagaster necrorhizus
Lineage: Eukaryota; Fungi; Basidiomycota; Agaricomycetes; Agaricales; Physalacriaceae
Product: glycoside hydrolase
Exons: 12
Coding region: 1-966 (321 amino acids)
Biological process (GO): carbohydrate metabolic process
Molecular function (GO): hydrolase activity, hydrolyzing O-glycosyl compounds
Source: RefSeq, a predicted model, not a curated record